AUGUCUAGCUCACCAGCUCCCAUCGUGGAGGACAAGAUGGUUGUUCCUCCUCGUACUACUUAUGAUCACGAUACUCAUCAUCAUCAUCAUCGCAGUUGUGGAGUUGAUGCCAAAGUCAACGAUCCAAAGGAGGUGGUGCUUGAAUCGGCGAGAGCGGAGAUGGGGGAGGUGAGGGAAGAGAACGAGAGGCUAAAGCUGACGUUGGAUAAGAUGAUGAGGGAUUACAGCUCCCUUCGCCGCAAUUUCCUCGACUUUCUUGGUAAUCAAGCUACUGCAACGGCGUCGUCUAGUUCCAAGAUGUUGGCAGCAGCAGUAGAUCGUGAUGAUCAAGAGCUCUCGCUUUGCUUGGGAAGUGGCGCUGGCACGAAGGAAGAUCGGAUUCAUGAGAAAUCUUCCAGCACAAGUACUACAACUACUACUUCAUCCGGGAACAGUAAAGAAGAAGAGGUCAAAGCUGGGAGCUGCAGCCUGACCCUGGGGCGAGGGUUGACCAUGGAUCAUCAUCAUGCCAAAUUCCCUGUAGAUAACUUGGGCUGUUCUCUUGAUCAUAAUACCAACAUUAACCCACGUGGUGAUGAUGAAUCGGUGAAGGAGGAUAAGGCAGCAGCUGAGACGUGGGAUCCAAGCAAAGCACCAGCGAAGAGGGUUCAUAGUACGGAGGAUGAUUCUUCUUAUCCCGAUGAUAAGACCCAAGCUAAGAGAGCUAGGGUUUGCGUCAGAGCCAGAUGCCAAACCCCUACGAUGAAUGAUGGAUGCCAAUGGAGGAAAUAUGGGCAGAAAAUAGCGAAAGGGAACCCCUGCCCACGAGCCUACUAUCGUUGCACCGUUGCACCAUCAUGCCCCGUCAGAAAACAGGUGCAGAGAUGUGCGGAUGACAUGUCAAUCCUGAUCACCACAUACGAGGGAACCCACAACCACCCGGUUCCAGCUUCCGCCGCCGCCAUGGUCUCCACCACCUCCGCCGCCGCCUCCAUGUUGCUCUCCGGCUCCUCCUCCACGUCAUCACCACCGUCUCAGUACUACACCACUCCCUCCCCGUUGUUCCCCACCAUCACCCUAGACCUCACCGCGCCUCCCACAACCUCCGGUGCCGGCGGCCUUCCUCUAUUCGCUCCACCUUCAUCGAGACCACUACAGUACUUUCCACCCAGCCUCAGCUUUGCCAGCUCAUCACCAUACAACCCCAAUGUAAUUACUAGCAAUAAUGGAUCCAACCAACAGGCUGUUUUGACCGAGACGUUGACCAAGGCGUUAACUUCCGACCCAAGCUUCCGCACCGUCAUAGCCGCCGCUCUUACUUCCAUGAUGAGCAAUGGAUCAUCCUCGUCACCAUCGUCAUCUUCAUCGUCAUAUUUACCGACUACGUUUCCAUUCAACAUUCUUAACAGUGCUUCCGUCUCCGCUGCUGCUGCUGCUGCUGCUACUACUAACACCACUACCCAAGAAUGA
Messenger RNA from Linum tenue, 1449 nucleotides. NCBI's taxonomy places the organism in Eukaryota, Viridiplantae, Streptophyta, Magnoliopsida, Malpighiales, Linaceae. The record is from the annotation of a GenBank genome assembly.